AUGGCUCCAUCCUUGGAAGAACCGAUUGCUCACUCAGCUUCUGGAAUUGUUGUUCCUACAAAGGAUGUCGCUGAUGGAAACAAAUUCGGAUAUACUCCUGGACGGACAGCCGUGGAAGACCACACCAACUAUAAACAUGCCGAUUUUCUACCUUCAUUCCCAGACCUUCACUGGCCUGCUCUAGAAGAGAUUCCCUAUGAAGACCGGGGCCUCAAGGGAGACCCACAAUUCCGAAACUUGCUGCAAGGCGCUACAACAGUUUUCGACUAUAAUUCUAAGAUUGGCACAGAGAUUCAUGGUGUGGAUCUUUCAAAUCUCACAGAUGCUCAAAAAGAUGAUCUUGCCCGUUUGAUUGCAUACCGCGGUGUGGUCUUUUUCCGAGACCAAAAGAAUUUCGACAUUGAAGCCCAGAGAAACUUGGGACGCUACUUUGGAAAGCUCCACAAACAUGCAACCACCGCCGUUCCUCAAAAGGCCGGCUAUGAAGAUGUGCACGUUGUGUACGCCGCAGACAAUGCAGGUGAUAACCGUGCUUUGUUUAGUCCUAGCUUCUUGUGGCAUUCAGAUGUUACUUAUGAAUUACAACCUCCAUCUUAUACAUCUCUCAAAUUGCUCACCGGUCCUCCUCGGGGAGGUGGUGGCGACACUCUCUGGUCAUCACAAUAUGCCGCAUAUGAUGUCCUAUCGCCAUUCAUGCAAACCUAUCUGAAGAGCUUGACAGCUCUGCAUUCAGCAGAUAUGCAAGCUGGUGACUCGCGAGCUCUCGGUCGACCAGUCCGCCGGGAUCCCGUCACCACUGAGCACCCUCUUAUCCGUACAAACCCUGUCACAGGCUGGAACGGACUAUUCUACAACCCAGGCUUUGUUACCAAAAUCAUCGGUGUUCCCAAGGCUGAAAGCGACGCUAUUCUCAAGUACUUGACCGAUGUAGUUGCCACAACUCCAGAGUUCCAUGCUCGAUUCCAGUGGAACAAGGAUGAUGUUGCGUUCUGGGAUAACCGGUCAACGAACCACUCUGCCUCUUAUGGUUUCAAUCCUCAUCGUCGACAUGCAGUGCGAGUUUCAAGCCAUGCUGAGCGGCCUGUGUUGGAGGAAACAGGAAAAUCACAGGAAGAAGAUUUGAAUGCAUUGUAUGGUCUGCCGGUUGUCAAUAAGGAUGGCUCACGACAGUCGAACUACAAUGAUUAG
Molecule: messenger RNA, 1188 nt
Organism: Penicillium taxi
Lineage: Eukaryota; Fungi; Ascomycota; Eurotiomycetes; Eurotiales; Aspergillaceae
Product: TauD/TfdA dioxygenase family protein
Exons: 1
Coding region: 1-1188 (395 amino acids)
Cellular component (GO): cytoplasm
Molecular function (GO): 2-oxoglutarate-dependent dioxygenase activity
Source: RefSeq, a predicted model, not a curated record